CAAAUUCCAAGUGAUAAACCUCAAUAGAAAUAAGAAAAAAAAGACCCCGAAGUAAAUUCUCAGUUCCUCCGCGUUCCCGGAACUUGUUGUUCCGUCGGCGUGGGACCCCUUAAACGGAGUUAAUUGGUUCGCGGCUGUGAAUAGAGCGCCAUGAACGGGAACUCGUCGAGAGAGACAGAAAAAAUGCAUUAAAGGAACCCGGGUUCCGUCGAGAGGUUAUAUUUCCAGUCAAUUAUCGCCCGCGCCAAUUUUACAACGGAAAAAAUUAAUCUUUCUCCGCGAACGUGCGCCCCGACGCCCUGCCCCGCUCUCGGAGGAAGAUGACGUCAUGACGUCAUUCACUGCAACUUGACGCUAUUAUCAUUCUCGCCGGAUAGCAGGGUGUAAUCGCUGCAGUGGAAGCAGGCGAUGGUGAAGCACCCUUUCAACCUAAAAAGUUACACAGGUCGACCAUGGAAACGACGUUGAUAGAGGACGAGUGAGGCGACAGAAAAUCCUGAAUGUCGCAACCGCACCGGUGUCAAGGGAUGUGCGGAGGCGGGCGAGCCCUGACUUGCGGCUGCUUCGGGGUCCCGCAGACGGACUCGCUCGACUUCUGCCAGGGGCUGCAGGAGCCGGAGUAUCCGCGAGCGGCGUGCGCGCGCAUAGCCGGCGGCGCGUGCUCAUGCAACAAGCAACGGCAACAACAGACCACCUGCAACAACCAACGGCAACAACAGACCAGGUGCUGUCCGCAACAAACGCAAUGCAAGCGGAAGGAAGAGUGCAUCGUCUGCUACAUCCCGCAGGACGGGGCCGGACAGAACUGCUGUCGCUGUCAGCCGCGCAGGGCGUCGUGCCAGCAGCCCCAGCUACAAGCCUGCCCGUCGCAGGCCUGCGUCCAGCCGUGCCAGCCAAAACCCCGCUCGAACUCCUGUUGCUCUCGGAAGCCCCUGCUCGAGUGCAUCAAGUUCCCCAACGGCCCCGGCUGCGUGCCCAUGACCUGCGAGGCCCUGCCCAACUGCCCCAACAAGUUCAUCUGCCGCCCGCUCGAGCAGAACCCGUGUCAGCAGCGCGAGCGGCGCCAGGAGCCGUGCCAGACGCAGCCGCAGUCCUUCAUAUUUCAGCCGUGUCCGUCCAACCACAAGAGCGGCUGCAAGACGGGCUGCAAGCCGGCGGCCGCGAAACCGCUCAAACUCAUGUGUAAGAUCACGCCCAUCCCAGCGCCGAGCCCGACCGCGCCGGCUGCCGAGCCCAAGGACCUCUUCGGGAGCGCCAGACCCACGGAAGAGGCCAAGGAGGACACUUGGAGUGAGUUUAGGAGGAACCUUAACUGACAUUCAAACGAUGCGACAGAGGCCAAUCGUCCGAUCAGCGUGAUGGCUGACCUCCACGGUCCUCCGUCGCAGAUCUCCACGGAGCUUCUCGCGGCUGGUUCAAGACCCACGGAAGAGGCCAAGGAGGACAAUUGGAGUGAGUUCAGGAGGAACCUUAACUGACAUUCAAACGAUGCGACAGAGGCGGAUCGUUCAAUCAGCGUGAUGGCUUGAUCUCCACGCUCCUCCGUCGCAGAUCUCCACAGAGCUUCUGGUGGCUGGUUCAAGACCCACGGAAGAGGCCAAGAGAGACACUUGGAGUGAAUUCAGAAGGAACCUUAACUGACAUUCAAACGAUGCGACAUGGGCGGAUUCGUCCGAUCAGCGUGAUGGCUGACGGAACAUCGCGGAUCUCUAAGGAGCUUCUGGUGGCUCGUCAUUUAGGCUAAUGGGUCAGUUGCGCUGGUCAUAGAAUCGUGUUUUGAUGCUUUAUUAUUGCAGAUUAGCUAAAAAUAUAAGAAGAUCUGUCCAAACUGCAACUUUCUGCGUUGAAUAUUAACCGAGAUAUCGCGGCUUGAAAAACUCGAUUUACGACGUCUUCCAACGCGGUAAUACACAUACCAUGUUAUACACUACUGCGUUGGAUGACGUCAAAAACCCGACUUUUCAAAGGACGAUAUCUCGGUUAAUAUUCAACGUAGAAAGUUGCCGUUCGGGCAGAUUUUCUUAUUUGUAGCUAAUCUAUAGGGAACAAACAUCAAAACACGAUCCUGUUGCCAGUGCAAUUGGUCCAUUGGAUGAAUAUGGCAAUGGGUGAAUACUGGACGAUUUGGUUCAACACGGGAAAAAAAUGAAUCGCGACUCUUACAAUGCUAAAACUGGAUUCCAGGUCUUACCUGCUAUCCUAGAUGCAGGUGCAAUGUUGCUUUUAUGUCAAUGUCGCAGGCAUGACUAUGUAAUAAUAAAAAUUGAAUGCUUAAAGGGCACCGCACUGCUGUUCAAUAGGGAAAUUUUGAGCAUAUUUCACUUAUGAUCUUGAAGUUUAAAAAUUCUACCGCUUCAAUUGAAAAAAAGGGAGAAAGAAUUCUCUUUCGUAUAACUGAAAUGCCAACUUUUUGAUCUGCAUGCCAAAAGGUUUCUCCCUCUAUUCUGUUCUCUGUAUUUCAUUCACUUAAGCUAUUUUAAUUAGUUCAAGUUUACUAUGUAAUUUUGAUUUCAAAUUAUUCAAUGGCAAACUAUAUACAAGUACACGCUUGUUUCACUAUAACACUCCAUCAAACACUUUCAUGUUGAAUAAAAUCAGUACGGAAAAUUA
Bemisia tabaci is the source of this 2610-nucleotide messenger RNA. Lineage: Eukaryota; Metazoa; Arthropoda; Insecta; Hemiptera; Aleyrodidae. The record is from RefSeq and is a predicted model, not a curated record.